GCAACUCGCUGAUGGCGCCCGUGGGCCGCUGGCAAAAGGGCCGCGACCUCACCUGGUAUGCAAAGGACCGGACGCAGCGAAAAGGACCGAGUCGCGAAGAGGAGCUGGCGGCUGUGCGGCAGGCGGAGCAUGAGGCGCUGCUGGCUGCGCUCGGCUACAGGGACGUGAAGAAACAGCCGACAGGCCUGAGCAAGGAGGACUUCGUGGAGAUCUGCAAGCGAGAAGGAGGCGACCACGAGGAAAAGGGCGUGGACCGGCUGCUGGGGCUGGGGAGCACCAGUGGCUCCGCAGGCCGCGUGGUGCUUUCCCGGGAAGAUAAGGAAGCUGCCAAGCUGGGGUUGUCAGUUUUCACGCACCACCGCGUGGAGAGCAGCGGUCUGAGGACCUCCCCAGUCUCUGCCAAGAGGAAGCCACGUACAGAGGACAAGGCAGAGUCAUGCUCUGAGAGCCACAAGAAAAGCAAGAAAGAGAAGAAAAAGAAAAAGAAGAAGAAACACAAGAAAGAGAAGAAAAAGAAAGACAAAGAACACAGGAGAGAGGCCAGUGCCUCCUCUUCACCCCCAGCUUCUGCUCGGCCUGGCCACAGCAGACAUGAUUCUGACUCCUCCCCCAGCUGCAAGAGGAGGAAGUGAAGCCACAGUGGGGAUAGUAGAAGGAAACUGUCUCACAAACGGCAUGACAGACUCUGAUGCUUGAAAUUUGUAAAGCUGGACAAUGGAGAAAAGAGCCUGGGUCAGCUCACUGGCCCACUGCGGGGUCUCAGCAUUAGACUCCUCACUGAGGCAGUGAGACUCACCUAUAAGGUCUCACCCUCAGUGAAGUCUCACUUGUUUGGGGUGAAACCA
Messenger RNA from Tupaia belangeri chinensis (Chinese tree shrew), 845 nucleotides. It is a transcript of the gene CUNH1orf35, whose product is annotated as chromosome unknown C1orf35 homolog. The record is from RefSeq and is a predicted model, not a curated record. Lineage: Eukaryota; Metazoa; Chordata; Mammalia; Scandentia; Tupaiidae.